Notechis scutatus (mainland tiger snake) is the source of this 1014-nucleotide messenger RNA. Lineage: Eukaryota; Metazoa; Chordata; Lepidosauria; Squamata; Elapidae. The record is from RefSeq and is a predicted model, not a curated record.
AUGAACACCUGCGUCUGGGAGCCAAAAGGCAGCCGCACCAGCAAAUUGACCUCAGGGCCAUCAGGGCCAAAAAGGAGAGGCCCCGUGACUGCACUCCAGUGUGCAGAGCUGAGUGCUCUUUCAGGGUUCAGCCAGGGCUUCUCUGAGCAAGAAAUAUUGAGGCCUGGAGACCAAACGGGCAAAACCCAGCAGAGAGGGGAGCAGCAGGCAUCCCAGCGCCCUACCUUCUUCCAGCGCAAAGCUCCAGGCGCAGCACCCGCUUCAGACACAGGUCCUCGGCAGCAAUGGCCAUGCGGCAGUGGCUGUACAGGCAGAUCCUGCGGGCACAGCAAGGAGAGCCCCUCUCCGUCCUACCCGCUGGUCCCCUCGGCCCCAAGGCAGGCCCGGCUCCAGCUGGGCAGCGGCUGCCUCUACUCGCCUGGGCAGAGUCAUAGCCCACCCCCUCAGCCCCACCAAGCUAAGGCUCAAAUGGCCGGGGGGGGAGCAGCCUGCGGCAAUCGCUUCCCUCCCUCCCAGGUUGGGACCAUCGCUGGGCGCGCAACUAACAGAGAUCCGAAGCGCCGGCCGGGCAAGCGAGCAAAGGCUCCUCCGGUGAGCCGGGCUGCCUUCCUAAACAGCCGCCUCACGCCAGGCCAAGCGUGGCUGGUCAAUUCCACGGCCCCUCCCGAGCGUCUCCGGCUGGCUGGUGCCGGGAAGAGCCGCGGCUUGGCUGGGCUGCCCUUCCCCCGGCCUUCGCCAGGAGGUCAGGCGGCGGCGGCGGGCACUCACAGGCAUCUCCCGCCUGCUCCACCACCAGGCUCCCUUGCACGGCCUGCGGCGGACAGUCAAGGGAAAAUUCGGAACAGCCGCAGGAGCAGCUCGCCCACCCGCCACAUCAGCCGCUCGGGCUCCGCCCGCAGCCGCCGCGCCCUGCCUGGUCCCACCGGGCAGCGCAGCAUCGACUCCAGCCCGCUGGCGCCUCCCUCGGCCAAGGAUACGGCGAGGCACGUCUGCCCGCCAGCCAGCGCCUCCUGA